UGUACACAUGACUCAGUCAACAGAUUUUUGAGUUUAGUCAAAUUGAAUUUUAUUUUGUGAACAACAGAACCACAGCCAAAUAAUUGCUUAAAAAUGGCUGACGAUGAUAAGGACAAGAAAAAGGAAGUGAUCGACAACCGGCCCGAGUUCUUCUGGAACUAUGUGUCCAAGACUAUGCGCCUAAAGCUGGAGAAAUGGACCAAGCUGAUGUCCACGAACGAGUACAAGGAUCUGAUAAUGGAGUUCCUGAACGAUCCGAACCAGCAUCGCCUGAUAUUUACCAUCAAUACGGGCGGACAGCUGUAUCCCUCGUUCAAUUUUCCCUCAAAGCCGCGCACCAAGACGGCCUACUUCAUACGCAAUUCAAUGCCCCUCACACUGACCGAGGAGAAUAUGCUAAAUUCCCUGAUGAUUGGCGAUCUGCUGCCGAAUCCAUUGAAAAAUCUGUCGGUGCUGCUGGAUGAGGUUUUCUUUCCGCUGCUGAACAACCCCGCCAAUCAGGUGGGCUGGACGAGUGUGAUUGCCAACGACAUGAAGACAGAGUCACAGGAGAUGCGCAAUGGCAUUGCCCAGAUGAUGGGAUUGGUUAUCAAUCGAACCAUAUUACCCCUGCCCAUUUGUAUGAACGAGGUCAUGGAUGCCGCACCGGCCGUAGCCGCAGGGGACACUGCUGUGGUUCAUUCCCAGAUGAAGCAUUCACUCGAAUUCAUGGUUGUCAAAUGGCUCGAUGCGGUGGAGGAUAUGGUUAACAUUAAGCCAGACCAAAAGAUAUACUCCAAGGAGAAGUUCCCCCUGACCGAGGCCAUUUUUGCCUUCUGGGAAUCACGCCUGGAGAAUCUGGAAAACCUCGCCGAUCAGCUGGGCGACAAGCGCAUCAAGACAAUUGGCUUUGUCCUCGAGAAAAUUCAAUCAAUCUUUGAGCAAACAUAUCGCCGCAUAGUGGAACUUGUGCUCGAUGCACUGGCCGAGGCCAGGGACAUCACAAAAUGCCUGUCGGCACUGAAAAAGAAAAUGGAUAAGUUCGAGGCGAAUGAUUUGGAUGAAAAUAGACCCGAAAUUCGUCCACUGAUGCUGACGGUGGGCCUGGUGUGGGGACAUUCGCGUUACUUUCACACUCUGGAUAAUAUGACGCUGUUUUUUAAUGCCUUUCACAACUCACUGAUUGAGUGCGCCAUUCGCACCAUAGAGCCUGACGCUUUGUUUCAGGGCGACAUAGACGAGGCCUACAGAAGGAUCUCCACGAACAUUGAGCACUUGGAGUAUUACAAAAGCAUCUACCAGGAGUGCCGCAACACGUUGAAAAAGUUCAAAAUUGGCACCACCUUCAAUUCGCAGGACUGGACCUGGCACCCAGAAAAAAUCUUUACACGCUUGGAUGCAUUCAUGGAGCGGCUGCACGUACUGAAGGAGGUGUUCAACACGGGCCGCGACUUCAUCAAGCUGGAGAAAAUUGUAAUGGGUGGCCUCAGGGGGCGGCAGAUCACAGCCGCACUGGAGAAAAUCCUCGAAGACUUCAACAGCACGUAUCGCGAGUGGACGAAUAUUCAGUACAAUCCGCUCGAUCCCGAUGCGGAGAACUCGCACUUCGAAGAGGAUCGCUUGAAGUUCCAGGACAAAACGGACAUCAUGGAGCGCAUGAUAUCGUUUCAGUUCGAGAAGGCUCUCGAGGACACACACGAGCUGCUGCUGGGCGGCUCGCUGCUUAUGCGACCCGUCAUCAAGGCUCACAUGGAUCCCUUUAUGCAUGUCAUAGUGGAUGACUUCGAGGAGGAGAUUAUGAAUGUAAAAGAGGACUUUAAUGAGUUCAAAAGCGCCUAUUUGACAAAGGGUGUGGAUGAACUACAAACCGAUGAUUGUUUCCCCAAAGUUUCGGGCGCUGUGUCGUGGCUCAAGAAGCUCAGAUAUCGCAUAACAGCCAUGAAUAAAGAGCAUGAGAUGUACGAUUAUCCCCUCUUCGCCAAUGAACACGGUGCGCAUGUCAUGGACAUCUACAAUCAAAUGCUGAACGAAAUUGAUGAUUUUAUUAAGCAAAUAUUAGACAAGUGGAUGGUGGAAUGCUGGCAGGGCAUUCAAGAGGACAUGGCUCUGACGCUGCUGCUCAAGGACGAGGAGGGAAAGAUCAGUGUUAAUUUUACGGAGCGCCUGAAGAUAGCGCUGAAAGACAUCAAAGUGCUGCGAUUGCUCGGCUGUGAGAUGAACCCAAAUUUAAUGCAAUUCUUUAGCCGCGAAGAGGAGCUUUGGCAAGCACGCAUCAAGCUGUUGCGCAUUGCCGAGUGGUACAACGACACCAAUGAGCGUGCUCAUCCCACGGAGAAGGGACUGAUUGCCGCUGAAAUGUCGCUGAUUGAGCAGCACAUUGCACCAAUGAUUAGUUCGAUUACCUGGAAUGAGUUUAGUCAACGCUACAUUGUGAUGAUCUUCAAGAUGGUCAAGUACUUGCACGAUCGUCUGGUUGCUGCCCAGGAGAAUCUGCAGGCCAUCAAGGACAGCAUUCGCAGCUGGGGCAAGGUGACACUCUUCCAGCGUAAGGACUUGAAUCCGCGACUGCUGCUGCACACAGAUCCACGGGAACCCAUCCUGGAGGAGCGUGCAGCUCUGGCAGCCAUUUCCCAGCGACUGAUUGAUCUGCUUAUGUACGUCAAUCUGAAGCUGUUCUUUGACAUUCCACGGCGCUACAGCCUGCCACCGGGGGAGCAUGGCGAGGAGGAGGAUGAGGGCGAUGGCAUUUGGCCGCCGUUGGUCAGUCUCUCCGUGAUGACCACGGUGCAGGUGAAGAAGAAACACGACGGUGACGACGAGGAGGAGGACGAAGAGGAGAUCGAAGAGGAGCAGUCGGAGAGCGAGGAGGAGAUCAUCACUCCAUUCCAUCGCUACGAACUGCUCAAGGGAGUGAGCGAAGAGGAGCGUGAGCUCUUCCGCGAAUACGAGUUGUACGUGGACAAAAUCAUUGCGGAGAGUCUGCUGGACGCGGUCAUCACCAGCACCACAUACCUGCGCAUGGAGGUGGAGAAUCGCUUCGAGCACAACUCGCCCAUCUUUGAGAUAUUCAUGGAGCUGCAGGAGCCGAACGUUGUCUACUUCCUCAACCUCGAUGUCAGCUCCCAGACGGGCUUCUCCGUCUUUGUGGACACUUUGCUGAGCAACAUAAGCGGACAGAUGAGUCUGCUGUAUCGUGUGGCACAAGAUCCGCCCGAGAUCAGCGGGGAAGAGGCAGCAAAUUUCAUGGAUGAACUGGAGGCAAAGCCCGACCUGGAUAAGCUCACAAAUGACAUUACGAACAAAGUGAAGAUGGCCCUGCAGGCCAUUCGUUUGCAUGGCAAGGGGUAUAUGGAGUACUCCUAUCUGUGGAUCUGGAACAAGCCGAACUAUCUCAUGGAAGUGAAGAAGUACGGCAGGAGCCUGACGCUGGACGAGCGCGAUGCGGAGGCGGAGCUGGAGGGCAGCUCCGGUGUCGCUCCACUGGGCACGGAGUACCCACCGCUAUCCGUGUACAAGGAUCAGCUGGACAAGUUCAUAGAGCUGCAGGAACAGGUGCGCACAUGGGACACGUACGAGGACUUCUUUGUGUUCCUGCGCCUCAACAUGGGCGGCUUCAAGUUGGCGGUGCUGCAUCAGGUGGGCCAGUGGAUCAGCCUCUUCAAAAUGGAUCUGAUCAAUCGCGUCAAGGACUCGCUAAGCGAACUGCAAGACUUUGUGGACGAGGCCAACAUUGUGCUCAAGGUGGAGCUGCAAAAGGAUGACUUCGAAGGCCUCAUCAAGAUCCUCUCCGUGUUGAACCAAAUCAAUGAGAAGCAAUUCAUCUACGAUUCGAUGUUUGAGCCCCUCAAGGAGAUCAUCGAUCUGCUGCGGCUGUACAACUACGAGUUCAAGGACACGGAACUGGCGCAAAUCAACGAACUGCCCGAUGCCUGGAUGAAGGUGAAGCGUCUGGCGGCCACCACGAAGCAGCUGAUCGCACCCAUCCAGAGCUACCAAGUGGAUCUGAUCGAGAAGCGAAUUAUGCUCUGCGACAACAUGUCCAACACUUAUCGCAAGAAGUUCCUGCGCAAGAAGUUCUUCAAUGUGCCAUGCCCCAAUUGCUAUGAGCUGAUCGAUGAGUCCGACCUGGAGCUUGUCGAACUGGAGGAGCGGCAAAAGAGCCUCGCGGAAUCGGCGGUUCUCUUCGAGUUGACGGGCCCGGAAGCCGCCAAGAUCGAACUGUGUCGCAGCGAUCUGAAGCUGGUGAAGAUCAUGUGGGACUUUGCCAUCACCAUACAGUCCACGAUCAACGACUGGCAGAAGACGCCCUGGAAGAAGAUCGACAUCGAGACCAUGGACCAGGAGUGCAAAAAGUUUGGCCGCGAGCUGCGUGGCCUGGACAAGACCAUGCGCACCUGGGAGCCAUUCAUCUUCAUGGAAGCAUCGCUCAAGAAUCUGAUGACCUCGCUCAGGGCCGUCACGGAGCUGCAGAACCCGGCAAUACGCGAUCGCCAUUGGAUCGAGCUGAUGCAAACGACGCAGGUGAAGUUCAGCAUGGAUGACUCCACGACGCUGAAGAAUCUCAUCGACCUGAACCUGCACGAGUACGAGGAGGAAGUGAAGAACAUUGUGGACAAGUCGGUGAAGGAGAUGGCCAUGGAGAAGCAGCUGCGCGACAUUGCCACCGCCUGGGCAACCAUGGAGUUUGGCAACGAGAUACACGAGCGCACGGGGCUGAAGCUGCUGAAGGCAUCCGAGGAGAUGAUCGAGACGCUGGAGGAUCACCAGGGACAGCUGCAGAACAUGGCCUCGUCCAAGUACAUUGCGUUCUUUGAGACCGAAGUGCGCUCGUGGCAGCAGAAGCUCUCCAAUGCGGAUCAGAUCAUUGGCUCGUGGUUCGAGGUGCAGCGCAAGUGGCAGUACCUGGAGAGCAUAUUCAUUGGCUCCGAGGACAUACGCUCACAGCUGCCGGAGGACUCCAAGCGCUUCGACUUCAUAGACAAGGAGUUCAAGGCGCUGCUGGCCCAAAUGAACUCCGAUCGGAAUGUGGUUCGUUCCACCAAUCGUUCCGGCAGCAAACUCUACGAACAUCUCGAGGGUCUGCUCAAGAUGUUGCUGCUCUGCGAGAAGGCGCUGAAUGACUACCUGGAGACGAAGCGUCUGGCCUAUCCGCGCUUCUACUUCGUAUCCUCUGCCGACUUGCUGGACAUUCUGUCGAAUGGCAACAAUCCCGCCGCCGUGUCCCGCCAUCUCACCAAGCUCUACGAUUCGCUGGGCAAACUGAAUCUCAUUUCUGGCUCCAAGAAUGCCGCGGGCAUGGUGGCCAAGGAGCUGGAGGAGUACGUGCCCUUCCUGGACAACUGCGACUGCAGCGGCAAGGUCGAAGUCUGGCUGAAUCGUGUCACGGACAAAAUGCGCGACACGCUGCGGGACCAGCUGAAGCGUUCCUUGACCACCUACGACCACAAGCCGCGUCACGUGUGGAUCUUCGAGUGGCCCGCCCAACCGGCCCUCGUGGGCACACAAAUCAUGUGGACAACGGAGACAAACGAUGCCUUUGCCAAGGUGCAGCAGCGCUACGAGAAUGCCCUCAAGGACUACAACAAGAAGCAAGUGAAUCAGUUGAAUAAUCUAAUUAUGCUGCUGCUGGGCGACCUCACAGCUGCGGAGCGGCAGAAGGUCAUGACUGUGUGCACCAUCGAUGUGCACAGCCGCGAUGUGGUGUCCACCAUCAUCGCCAAGAAGGUGGAGGUGCAGACAGCCUUCCAGUGGCAGAGUCAGCUGCGUCAUCGGUGGGACAACAAAGUCGACGAUUGCUUUGCCAACAUUUGCGAUGCACAAUUCCGCUACGACUACGAGUAUCUGGGGAAUACACCCCGCCUGGUGAUCACACCGCUCACGGAUCGCUGCUACAUCACACUGACGCAGUCGCUGCAUCUGGUGAUGGGUGGAGCGCCCGCGGGUCCCGCUGGCACGGGCAAGACCGAAACAACCAAGGAUCUGGGACGUGCGCUGGGCAUGAUGGUGUACGUCUUCAAUUGCUCGGAGCAAAUGGACUACAAAUCGAUUGGCAACAUACACAAGGGACUGGCGCAGACCGGCGCCUGGGGCUGCUUCGAUGAGUUCAACCGCAUCUCCGUGGAGGUGCUGUCCGUGGUGGCGGUGCAGGUCAAGUGCAUACAGGAUGCCAUCAAGGGCAAGAAGCAGACGUUCAGCUUCCUCGGCGAGCACAUUUCGCUGCGCAACACCGUGGGCGUGUUCAUAACCAUGAAUCCCGGCUAUGCGGGUCGCGCGGAGCUGCCCGAGAACCUCAAGGCCCUGUAUCGACCCUGUGCGAUGGUUGUGCCUGAUUUUGCACUGAUUAGUGAGAUAAUGCUGGUGGCCGAGGGCUUCCAGGAGGCACGUCUGCUGGCACGCAAAUUUAUCACCCUCUACACGCUGUGCAAGGAGCUGCUCUCGAAGCAGGACCAUUACGAUUGGGGUCUGCGUGCCAUCAAGUCGGUGCUGGUCGUUGCCGGUGCCCUGCGGCGCGACGAUCGCCAGCGACCCGAGGAUCAGGUGCUAAUGCGAGCUCUGCGAGAUUUCAAUAUACCCAAAAUUGUCACCGACGAUGUGCCCGUGUUUAUGGGUCUGAUUGGAGACCUCUUCCCCGCGCUGGAUGUGCCGCGGAAGCGGAAUAUGGAAUUUGAGGCUGUGAUCAAGCGUUCGGCCAUUGAUUUGAAACUGCAGCCGGAGGAUGGUUUUAUCCUGAAGAUUGUGCAGCUGGAGGAGCUCUUUGCCGUGCGGCAUUCCGUGUUCAUAAUUGGCUUUGCCGGCACGGGCAAGUCUGAAGUGUGGAAAACGCUAAACAAAACCUACCAGAAUCAGAAGCGAAAGCCACACUACAACGACCUCAAUCCGAAGGCGGUGACCAAUGACGAGCUGUUCGGCAUCGUCAAUCCGGCGACGCGCGAAUGGAAGGACGGACUGUUCUCCAUACUGAUGCGCGAUCAGGCGAAUCUCGGUGGCACGGGACCCAAGUGGAUUGUGCUCGAUGGCGACAUUGAUCCCAUGUGGAUCGAGAGUCUCAACACGGUGAUGGACGACAACAAAGUGCUGACGCUGGCGAGCAACGAGCGCAUUGCCCUGACCAAGGAGAUGCGUUUGCUCUUCGAGAUUGCAUCGCUGCGCACAGCCACGCCGGCCACAGUGUCGCGUGCUGGGAUAUUGUACAUCAAUCCCCAGGACUUGGGCUGGACACCGUUCAUCCAGUCGUGGCUGGGCACACGCACCAACACCAGCGAGGUGGCCACGCUCAAUGUGCUCUUCGACAAGUAUGUGCCGCCGCUGCUGGACAUAUUCCGGAAUCGCCUGAAGUCCAUUACGCCCAUCUCGGACAUAGCGCGACUGCAGAUGACCUGCUUCCUGCUGGACAGCAUGCUGACGCCGCAGAAUGUGCCCAACGAUUGCCCCAAGGACUGGUACGAGAUUUACUUUGUCUUCAGCAUUGUGUGGGGCUUUGGCUCCUCGCUGUUCCAGGACCAAAUCAUCGACUGGCGCAACGAGUUCAGCAAGUGGUUCCUCAACGAGUACAAGUCUGUGAAGUUCCCCUCGUCUGGGAAUAUAUUCUCCUUCUACAUUGACAAUGAGUCGAAGAAGUUCCUGCCGUGGACCAAUCUGGUGCCAGAGUUCGAGCUGGACAUGGAUCUGCCGCUGCAGUCCAAUUUGGUGAACACCAACGAGACGACUCGCCUGCGCUUCUUCAUGGACACCCUGAUCGAGGCGGACCAUCCGCUGAUGCUGAUCGGCCCACCGGGCUCGGGCAAGACCAUUCUCAUGAAUGCCAAACUGAAUGCUCUGCCCACCGAGAAGUAUGCGGUGACAAAUGUCCCAUUUAAUUUCUACACCACAUCGGAGAUGCUGCAGCGCAUCCUGGAGAAGCCGCUGGAGAAGAAGGCCGGUCGCAACUACGGGCCCAUUGGCAAUAAGCGCAUGAUUUACUUUGUGGAUGACAUGAACAUGCCCGAGGUGGACAAAUACUUUACGGUGCAGCCGCACACGUUGAUACGACAGUUCAUGGACUAUCAUCAUUGGUACGAUCGCCAGAAGAUGACGCUCAAGGACAUACACAAGUGCAAUUUUGUGGCCUGCAUGAAUCCCUCAGCGGGUUCCUUCACCAUCGAUCCACGACUACAGCGACACUUUUGCUCGUUCGCCGUGAAUCCACCCAGCCCGGAUGCCUUGUUCCACAUCCUAAAUUCCAUACUCUCGCAGCACUUGAAUAAUCCCGCACAGAAAUUCGACAAAACUGUCGUCAGACUGUGCGAGAGCAUGGUCACAACGGCCAUUACGUUGCAUCAAAAGGUGGCAGCCACAUUCCUGCCCACAGCCAUUAAAUUUCACUACAAUUUCAAUCUGCGCGAUAUCGCAAAUAUAUUUACGGGCAUUCUCUAUGCCAACAGCGAGACCUGCCCCAAUGCCAACUACAUGAUACGCCUCUGGGUGCACGAAUGCUAUCGGGUCUAUGGCGACAAGCUCGUGGACUACACGGACAUUGGCAGCUUUAAGAAAAUCGUUGCCGAUGCCGUGCGCAAGGGCAUCGAGGGGCUGAGCGAGGAUGUGGUCUAUGCACAGCCUCACAUCUACUGUCACUUUGCCAAGGGGUUGACGGACAUCAAGUACAUGCCCAUACCGGACUGGGAGCGGCUCAAGUCGUUGCUGGAGGAGGCACAGGACCGGUACAAUGACUAUGUGGGUGCCAUGAAUCUGGUGCUCUUCGACGAUGCCAUGUCGCAUGUGUGUCGCAUAAGUCGCAUCUUGGAGUCCUCCAGGGGCUAUGCGCUGCUCAUUGGCGUCGGCGGCUCGGGCAAACAAUCGCUGACUCGCUUGGCAUCGUUCAUCUCAUCGCUGGACGUGUUCCAGGUGCAACUGACAAAGGACUACAGCGUCAACGAUCUGAAGGUGAACAUAGCGGGGCUCUACUCCAAGGCUGGUGUCAAGAACACAGCCUGCUGCUUCCUCAUGACCGACUCGGAGGUGGCACGCGAGCAGUUCCUGGUGCUGGUCAACGAUCUGCUGGCCUCUGGCGACAUCCACGAACUCUUCCCCGACGAUGAGGUGGAGAAUAUUGUCAAUGCCGUGCGGAAUGAGGUGAAACAGCUGGGCAUAAUGGACAGCAAAGAGAACUGCUGGAAGUACUUCAUCGAGAAGGUGCGCAGCCUGCUGAAGGUGGUCCUCUGCUUCUCGCCGGUGGGCGCCACGCUACGUGUGCGUUCCCGCAAGUUCCCGGCUCUGGUGAACUGCACGACCAUCGAUUGGUUCCACGAGUGGCCGCAGCAGGCCCUCGAGUCGGUGUCCAUGCGUUUCCUCUCGGAGAUUACGGUGCUGCCCCAAGAGCUCGCCUUCCCCGUGUCCAAGUUCAUGGCCUACGUGCACAAGACGGUCAACGACAUAUCGCAGAUUUACUUGGCCAAUGCCAAGCGCUACAACUACACGACACCCAAGUCAUUCCUCGAGCUGAUUGCGCUCUACUCGAAGCUGCUGCACGAGAAGGUGAAGGCCAAUCUGGAUCGACGCAUUCGCCUGGAGAACGGACUCAUCAAGCUGGCGAGUUGCACUAAGGAAGUGGACGCGCUGCAGGAUGUGCUCAAGGUGCAGGAGGUGGAGCUGAAGGUGAAGAACCAGGAGGCCGACAAUCUGAUUGUGGUCGUGGGCACAGAGAACGAAAAGGUGUCCAAGGAGCGCGCGUUCGCCACCAAGGAGGAGAAGAACGUGCGCCAAAUCGAGGAGGAUGUCACGGCCAAGGCCAAGCUCUGCGAGGAGGAUUUCCUGAAGGCGCAGCCCGCACUGCUGGCCGCCCAGGAGGCGCUCAACACGCUCAACAAGAACAACCUAACGGAAUUGAAGUCCUUUGGCUCACCGCCAGAUGCUGUGGUCAGUGUCUGUGGCGCUGUCCUCGUGCUGUUUGCCAGCAAGGGAAAGAUACCCAAGGACCGCAGCUGGAAGGCUUGCCGCGUCAUCAUGGGCAAUGUGGACAAGUUCCUCGACAACCUCAUCAACUACGACAAGAAGCACAUUCAUCCGGACGUCAUCAAGGCGCUGCAGCCGUACAUCAACGAUCCAGACUUCAGUCCCGAGAAGAUCAUCUCCAAGUCCUCGGCUGCCGCCGGUCUCUGCUCGUGGGUGAUAAACAUCAAUCGCUUCUACGAUGUCUACCUGAUAGUGGAGCCCAAGGAGCGCGCUCUGCUGGAGUCGGAGAAGGAGCUGCAGGAUGCACGCGACAAGCUGACGGCGCUGAACCAGCGCCUCAACGAACUGGAGGAGGAGCUGAGUGUUCUGCAAAUGGAGUACGACGAGGCGCUGGCCCAGAAGCAAAAGUGCCAGGAUGAGGCGGACAAAACGGCCUUCACCAUCGACAUUGCCAAUCGACUGAUUGGGGGUCUGGCCAAUGAGAAGGUGCGCUGGACAGAGUCCGUCAAAAGCUUAACUUCCGGCAUCAGACAACUGCCUGGGGAUAUUCUAACCAUUGCCUGCUUCAUUUCCUAUGUGGGCUGCUUCACCCGCGCCUAUCGCACCGAGUUGCAGGAGAAAAUGUGGGCGCCCGCCUUCAAGAAGAGCGAGCCACCCAUACCCUCCACGGACGGUGUCGAUCCCUUUGACAUGAUCUGCGACGAUGCACAGAUAGCCGAGUGGAACAAUCAGGGACUGCCCAGCGAUCGCAUGUCAGCGGAAAAUGCCGCAAUUCUCGUGCAAUCCGAGCGCUAUCCGCUCAUGAUCGAUCCACAGCUGCAGGGCAUCAAGUGGGUGAAGAACAAGUACGGCGCGGGUCUCGUGGUGCUGCGACUCACGCAGCGGGGCUACCUCGAUCAGGUGGAGAAGGCGGUGAGCAAUGGCAGUGUUUUGCUCAUCGAAAACAUUGGCGAGAAUGUGGAUCCAGUGCUGAAUCCACUGCUGGGACGACAACUCAUCAAAAAGGGCACCAUUCUGAAGAUCGGCGAUCGUGAGAUUGAUUUUAAUCCCAAGUUCCGACUGAUUCUGCACACAAAGCUGGCCAAUCCUCACUACAAGCCCGAAAUGCAGGCCCAGACGACGCUGAUCAACUUCACGGUGACCCGCGAUGGACUCGAGGAUCAGCUGCUGGCGGAGGUCGUCAAGGUGGAGCGACCCGAUCUGGAGUCCAUGCGCACACGACUCACCCAGCAGCAGAAUCACUUUAAGAUUACGCUGAAAUUCCUCGAGGAUGAUCUGCUGGCGCGUCUCUCGUCUGCAGGCGACAAUGUGCUGGAGGAUGUCACUUUGGUCAUGAAUCUGGAGAAGACCAAGAAGACAGCGGACGAGAUAGAGAUCAAGGUGGCCGAGGCAAAGAUCACAGGUGUCCAGAUCGAUUCGGCUCGUGAGGCCUACCGGCCUGCGGCGGAGCGUGCCUCCAUUAUUUACUUUAUCCUCAACGAUCUGUUCAAGAUCAAUCCCAUCUACCAGUUCUCGCUGAAGGCCUUCACCGUGGUCUUCAACAAUGCAAUGCUGAAGGCCACGCCCGCCGAGAAGCUCAAGGAUCGUGUGGAGAGUCUCAUCGACUCGAUAACCUACUGCACCUACAUCUACACAUCCCGCGGGCUGUUCGAGCAGGAUAAGCUCAUUUUUCUCACACAAAUGUGCAUACAGAUUCUAGUCACCGCUGGGGAAGUGGAGCCCAUUGAGCUGGACUUUCUGCUGCGUUUUCCCUACAUGCCGAAUCAAACUUCGAACUUUCCCUGGAUGACGAAUCUCGGCUGGGGCGGCAUCCGCGCACUGAGCAAUCUGCCCGCGUUCAAGGGUCUGGAGAAGGACAUUGAGGGUUCGCACAAGCGCUGGAAGAAAUUUGUCGAUUCGGAGAGUCCCGAGAACGAGAAGUUCCCCGGCGAAUGGAAGGGCAAAUCGGCCAUCCAGAGAUUGUGUAUUAUGCGCUGCAUACGCCCCGAUCGCAUGUCCUACGCGAUGCAAACGUUCAUCGACGAGAAACUCGGCUCCAAGUACAUCGAUGCGCGGUCCGUGGAGUUUGCCAAGACCUUCGAGGAGUCCAGCCCCGAGACGCACAUGUUCUUUGUCCUCUCGCCGGGCGUCGAUCCCCUAAAGGAUGUGGAGAAGCUGGGCAAGACGCUCGGCUUCAGUUUCGAUCAUGAGAAUUUCCACAGCGUUUCUCUCGGGCAGGGCCAGGAGAUUGUGGCCGAGAAUGCCAUUGAAACAGCCUCGCAAAACGGCCACUGGGUGAUCCUGCAGAACAUUCACUUGGUGGCCCGCUGGCUGCCCAGUUUGGAGAAGAAAAUGGAAUCCUCACUGAACAAUGCCCACGAGAAUUAUCGACUGUUCCUGAGUGCCGAGCCUGCGGGCGAUCCCCUGAUGCACAUUCUGCCGCAGGGCAUUCUGGAGUCGGCCAUCAAGAUAACCAAUGAACCGCCCACGGGCAUGAUGGCCAACAUACACAAGGCCCUGGAUAACUUCAGCGAUGAGACGCUGGAGAUGUGCUCCAAGGAGACCGAGUUCAAGGCCGUUCUCUUCUCGCUGUGCUACUUCCAUGCUGUUGUCGCGGAGCGGCGCAAGUUCGGGCCGCAGGGCUGGAAUCGCGGCUAUCCCUUCAACGUGGGCGAUCUCACCAUCUCCGUGUAUGUGCUGUACAAUUAUCUGGAGGCCAACACCCGUGUGCCGUGGGAGGAUCUGCGCUAUCUCUUUGGGGAGAUCAUGUACGGCGGCCACAUCACGGACGACUGGGACAGGCGGCUGUGCCGCACCUACCUGGAGGAGUUCAUGCAGCCGGAGCUGAUCGAUGGCGAGUUGAACUACUGUCCGGGCUUCCCGGCUCCUGGCAUCCUCAAAUAUGCCGGCUACCAUCAGUACAUCGAUGACAAUCUGCCCUGGGAGAGUCCUGCUCUCUAUGGGCUGCACUCGAACGCGGAAAUUGGCUUCCUGACGACCGUCUCGGAGCGUCUUUUCCGCAUUGUUUUCGAGCUGCAGCCGCGCAUGUCCAGCGGCGGCGGUGGCGGCGGUGAGUCCGUCUCGCAGGAGGACAUCACCAAGGGCAUCAUUGAGGAUCUGCUGGACAAGGUACCGACACCGUUCAACAUCCUGGAGCUGAUGGCACGCGUCGAGGACCGCAACCCGUACAUAAUUGUCGCCUUUCAGGAGUGCGAACGAAUGAACAUGCUGAUGGCCGAGCUGCGGCGAUCCCUCAACGAAAUCGAUCUGGGGUUGAAAGGUGAACUGACAAUCUCCUCGCUGAUGGAGGAGCUCAUGCUGUGCUUGUACAUGGAUCAGGUGCCCGAGCAGUGGACAAAGUUGGCCUAUCCCAGCAUGCUGGGCCUUCAAUCCUGGUUCUCCGAUCUCAUGUUGCGGCUGCGCGAGCUGGAGGGUUGGGUGGCCGACUUCCGGCUGCCCUCGUCCAUAUGGCUGGCGGGUUUCUUCAAUCCGCAGUCCCUGCUGACGGCCAUUAUGCAGCAGACGGCGCGCAAGAACGAGUGGCCGCUGGAUCGCAUGUGCCUCAACUGUGAUGUGACGAAGAAGUUUAAGGAGGAGUUUACCUCUGCUCCACGUGAAGGUGCCUAUGUGAAUGGCCUGUUCAUGGAGGGUGCUCGUUGGGACAUGAAAAUGGGCACCAUUACGGAUGCCUUCAACAAGGAGCUGUUCCCCGCCAUGCCCGUCAUUUACAUCAAGGCCGUCACACAGGACAAGCAGGAAACGAAGAAUAUCUACGAGUGUCCAGUCUAUAAAAUUCGACUCCGAGGACCCACUUUCGUUUGGACAUUUAAUCUGAAGAGCAGAGAGAAGGCCAGCAAAUGGACCCUGGCCGGCGUUUGUCUGCUGCUGCAGACCUAAGAGCAGAGCAAAGUCCCACCAACCAGCAGGCCUAUUCCCCACAGCCAACCGAGUAAACUAUGUAAAAUAAUCUUCGUUAUUGUUAAAUUAUAUUUCUAUACAUUCAAUUGAUGGAUC
This is a messenger RNA of Drosophila subobscura, 13899 nucleotides long. RefSeq names its product dynein beta chain, ciliary. Gene Ontology annotation, cellular component: dynein complex. Gene Ontology annotation, molecular function: dynein light intermediate chain binding; minus-end-directed microtubule motor activity; ATP binding. Gene Ontology annotation, biological process: microtubule-based movement. The transcript has 19 exons. NCBI's taxonomy places the organism in Eukaryota, Metazoa, Arthropoda, Insecta, Diptera, Drosophilidae. The coding region runs from base 94 to 13782 and encodes 4562 amino acids. The record is from RefSeq and is a predicted model, not a curated record.